Molecule: messenger RNA, 1287 nt
Organism: Histoplasma mississippiense
Lineage: Eukaryota; Fungi; Ascomycota; Eurotiomycetes; Onygenales; Ajellomycetaceae
Exons: 2
Coding region: 1-1287 (428 amino acids)
Source: RefSeq, a predicted model, not a curated record
AUGGCUGCUCCUCAAACAGAACUCCAAUACGGUCGCUCUCUCAAUUCUCUAUUUCGUCGAUGUGUCGUCAAUUGCCCGUCUCAGCCCCCGCCCUGCCCUGAGUGUGCCAAAGGAGAAACUUGUUCCUUGAUCAGCCAGUCCUGUCAGGCGUGCCAGAAAACGAUCUGCAUCAGUCUCGGGCAAGUGGGAGGUGGGAGUAACUCCGAAAAGCCGUCGUCUUCGAAUGUCGGCGCCAUCGCUGGUGGGGUCAUUGGUGGUCUGGCAGUCAUAGCUGUCUUUCUUUUCGCCUGGUUUUACCUGCGGAAGAAACGUGCGAACAUUGCUACUCAACAGAAGUGGGAGGCCGAUUCGUACGAGAAACAGGAAGCCGCAUCUUUGGCCCGUUCCAGUGUCGCACGGCAAUCCACCGUUGGCUCAAUUGCGUCAACUGUCCUCACCAGGGCGUCGAAUGUCAUCCAGAUCGCCUAUAUUCCAGGCGUCACCAACCGCUCUCCACCAGACACUCCAGGUCUCCUUGUGCCUCCAGUUCCCCCCCUCCCUGGAGCCAAUGGAGGCAAUUACAGCCAGGAUCAACACUAUUUCAUGCCCGGUGACAUCCGUGAUUCCGUGUGGUCUCAGAUGACAGAGGAUGACCGUAAGAGCAUCAGUCCCAGUCUCGCGCGCAGUAGCGUGGCUACCACCAUUUACCGCCACGACGCCAUUGUUAGCCCCGUCCCUGCUCAACAGGCUCUUCGAGCCAAAGCUGCAGUCGUCAGUGUCAAAUCGGGUGCUGCCACUCCCAUCGAAAGCUCUCCCUCCUCAACUCCAGUCGUCCCCCCCAUUACUGCCAUGCAAAUCGACAAGGCCAAAGCGGUGGGCGCUAAAAUAGAAAGGAGGAAUGACAAGGCCGCCAACGAGAAGAAGUUUGCGGGGUCUAUCGUCGCCCGCUCUAUGGUUGCACGCCCUGUCAACCUCACCAAAUCUCCACAAUCGCCUGGGUCCCCUCGAUCUCCCCGAUCUCCCCGAUCACCUCGAUCCAAAGCUAGCACCAUUUCCGAAGGUGACGAGUUUUCCAGCCCUAGAAUUACCAUCUCGCAAGCAUCAUCGUUAAGGAAUGAGCCUGCUAGAAUUGCUGAACUGCCCGGGGAUCUGUCUACAGCCCCUCCAAACCCUUCCAAGAUUGCCGAGUUGCCUGGCGACCGGCCGAACAAUCGUCAAUCCGGCCAGUCCGUCGCGGUCACUGUCAUUGAGGAUUCGCCAUCCACCAAACAGAGUCCCUUCGACGAUAAAAACGAGGUCAAACCCUGA